Beta vulgaris subsp. vulgaris (sugar beet) is the source of this 2626-nucleotide messenger RNA. Its product is annotated as cellulose synthase-like protein G2. The transcript is spliced from 8 exons. The record is from RefSeq and is a predicted model, not a curated record. Gene Ontology annotation, biological process: plant-type primary cell wall biogenesis; cellulose biosynthetic process. Gene Ontology annotation, molecular function: mannan synthase activity; cellulose synthase (UDP-forming) activity. Lineage: Eukaryota; Viridiplantae; Streptophyta; Magnoliopsida; Caryophyllales; Amaranthaceae. The coding region runs from base 170 to 2284 and encodes 704 amino acids. Gene Ontology annotation, cellular component: plasma membrane; trans-Golgi network.
UCUUAACCUCGGCCAUCUCGUGUGCCUCGUGCACAUUCAACAUUGAUUUUAAUUGUGUGCUUUCUCCAAAAUGUACCAUACUAUAUCAUCUUGUCAGAAUUCCAAACUCCAACUAUAACCACCAUUGAAGUCAUCUACACACAAACACACACACUCUUUCUCCCUAAAAAUGUCUUCUCUCCACAUUUGCAAAGUCCAAACAACAAGAGCAAUACUUAGCCGUUUCCACAUACUCUUCCACUCCUUAGCCAUCCUUGCUUUAUUCUACUACCGUUUUACAUCGUUCUCUACCACCAAAUCAGGCAUACUUCCAUGGACCUUACUAACCACAGCAGAGGUGGUUCUAGGCUUUGUAUGGGCGUUAACACAGGCCUUUCGAUGGCGGCCUGUGUUGCGAGAUGUAGCUGGAUGGGAUUCCAUCAAGGAGGAACAACUGCCAGGGGUGGACGUGUUCAUAUGCACAGCUGAUCCAAUAAAGGAGCCGGUGUUAGAGGUGAUGAACACGGUGCUUUCGGCGAUGGCAUUGGAUUACCCGGCAGAGAAGUUGGGUGUUUAUCUUUCGGAUGAUGGAGGUUCUCCCUUGACUAGGGAGGCUAUUAAGGAGGCUUCUAAGUUUGCUAAGGUUUGGCUUCCUUUUUGUAGUAAGUAUGGUAUCAAGACUAGGUGUCCUCAGGCUUUCUUCUCUUCUUUUUGUGAUGGGGAAAGACUUGAUUGGAAUCAGGACUUUAAGGCUGAUGAAUUGGUGCUCAAGUCAAAAUAUGAAGCUUUUAAGAAUUAUGUGGAGAAAGCAAGUGAAGAUGAAAGCAAAUGCACCAUGGCACAUGAUCGUUCCCCUUGCGUUGAGAUUAUACAUGACAACAAGCAAAAUGGAGAAGGCGAAGUGAAAAUGCCCCUUUUGGUCUACGUAUCCAGGGAAAAGAGACCAAAUCGUCCUCAUCGUUUCAAAGCCGGAGCUCUUAAUGCUCUUCUCAGAGUAUCAGGUGUAUUGAGCAACGGGCCUUACUUAUUGGUGUUGGACUGUGAUAUGUACUGCAAUGAUCCAACUUCUGCUCGUCAAUCUAUGUGCUUUCAUCUUGACCCAAAAUUGGCUCCUUCACUUGCAUUUGUGCAAUACCCACAAAUUUUCUACAACACCAGUAAAAAUGAUAUCUAUGAUGGCCAAGCUAGAUCCGCGUACAAGACAAAAUGGCAAGGAAUGGAUGGUAUUAGAGGACCAGUCUUGACAGGAACAGGGUAUUACUUGAAGAGGAAAGCAUUGUAUGGACAACCUCAUAACGAAGAUGAAUUUCUCAUUAAUCAACCAGAGAAGGCCUUCGGCUCCUCCACAAAAUUCAUUGCGUCAGUUAGUUCAAACUCCAAGCAAAAUAUGGCCUUGAAGGAAAUGACAAGAGACGACUUGUUAGAAGAGGCUAAAAAUUUGGCUACUUGUGCAUAUGAAUCAAACACUGAAUGGGGUAACAAGAUUGGAUAUUCGUAUGAGUGUUUGUUGGAGAGUACAUUUACCGGAUAUCUCUUACAUUGCAAAGGAUGGAUUUCCGUGUAUCUUUACCCAAAAAGACCCUGCUUCUUAGGAUGCACGACGAUUGACAUGAAAGAUGCCAUGGUUCAACUAAUGAAAUGGACCUCUGGAUUACUAGGAGUUGGCAUAUCAAAGUUUAGCCCUCUAACUUAUGCCUUUUCGAGGAUGUCUAUAUUACAAAGCAUGUGCUACGGUUACUUCACAUUUUCAGCCCUUUUCGGAGUUUCGUUCUUAAUAUAUGGCAUCGUCCUUCCAGUAUGCCUAUUGAAGGGUGUUCCUGUUUUUCCUAAGGUAUCGGAUCCAUGGAUUGGAGUUUUCGUGGUAGUAUUUGCAUCCUCCCUCCUUCAACAUUUAUACGAGGUUCUCUCAAGUGACGAUUCCAUUAAAACAUGGUGGAACGAGAUCAGAAUUUGGAUCAUCAAAUCGGUAACAGCUUCCUUAUUUGGAACAAUGGAUGCAAUAAUGAAAAAGAUCGGCAUACAAAAGGCUAGUUUCCGAUUAACUAACAAGGUUGUGGACAAGGAAAAGCUCGAAAAAUAUGAGAAGGGCAAGUUUGAUUUCCAAGGAGCAGCUGUGUUCAUGGUUCCUCUUAUCAUUUUAGUGGUACUAAAUAUGGUGUCAUUUGUUGGCGGAUUAAGAAGGGCAAUAAUCAACAAGAAUUGUGAUGAAAUGUUUGGGCAACUUUUCCUCUCAUUCUUUCUCUUAGUUCUUAGCUACCCCGUUUUAGAAGGGAUAGUAACAAAAGUAAGAAAAGGACGUGAUUGAGAUGAAUUUGCAUUGUUUGGUAAAAGAUCCAAACUUAGAGAAAGAGAUUGCGUAGGAGAUCAAAGGAAACAAUGUGAGAGAUUUACAGGCUUCAUGAGGCUUAAGACCUCAUUAAUUUUUGUGACAAUUUACAAAUUCUGUCUCUAUAUUUUGGUCAAGACGUAUCAUUUGAAAAUUUCCAUGGUUAGGUAGUUAGAUUUCAAUGUUCCACGUUUGUAAAUAAGAAGAUAAAAUAAGGAAAUUUGUGAUUUUAGCUUUACAUUUCUAUGAGAUAGUCCUUUGUUGUGAUGAAAGUUGUGUUCUUAGUGAAAAUAAUAAAACGUGACAUCAAAAUUUUGAGUA